Hemibagrus wyckioides is the source of this 2851-nucleotide messenger RNA. RefSeq names its product N-acetylated alpha-linked acidic dipeptidase 2 (gene naalad2). Bases 142 to 2472 code for a protein of 776 amino acids. The transcript has 20 exons. Gene Ontology annotation, molecular function: carboxypeptidase activity. The record is from RefSeq and is a predicted model, not a curated record. NCBI's taxonomy places the organism in Eukaryota, Metazoa, Chordata, Actinopteri, Siluriformes, Bagridae.
GGCUACUGGGCUUGAAAAGUGGGUUUACGGAAUGCUGUUUCUUUACUUUUCAUUCAUGUGUUAGCCUUCGUAGGACAAGGAAGAGCUGGCUUGUGGCGAAAUCCUCUAAUCACCCUGCAUAUCCUCCAAUCACAUAUCAGUAUGCAAAUGAAGAUGCUAAUUAGGUCCCUCUCUCUCGCGGUCUCAUAUAUGCCGCGCGCAAACUUACGCGGGAGCGCGCGCUGCGUCGUCUUCGGAGCAAACUCUCUCUCGUGCACUUCAAUGGGAGCGAAAAGGAAGCUCGUGUGCUGGCUGCAGUGGCUCACCGUCUGCACGCUCUUGUUCCUCGUGGGAUUUAUCAUAGGCUGGUUUGCGAGACCUGCUGAUAAACCCGCUGAAAAGAAAAAUGAAUUCCUGCAGGAGUUCUUGGACGAAAUCCAUGCAGGAAACAUCAAACAGCAUCUCAGGAAGUUCACCCGUUUGCCCCACUUGGCAGGAACGGAGCAGAACCUGCGAUUGGCCGAGCAGAUUCAGGAGGAGUGGCUAAAGUUCGGGCUGGACUCGGCCAAGCUGGUGUGGUACGAUGUCCUGCUCUCGUACCCCAACGUGACCAGGCCGAACUUUAUCUCUGUAGUGGACCAGCAUGGAAACGAGGUCAUUAAGUUGUCUCUGGCUGAACCGGUACCUGAGGGUUACGAGAACGUGAGUGACCUCGUUCCUCCAUACAACGCCUUCUCUGCACAGGGACAACCAGAGGGCGAGUUGGUGUACGUGAACUAUGGCAGGACAGAGGAUUUCUUCAAGCUGCAGCGGGAGAUGGGCAUCAACUGCACGGGCAAAAUCGUCAUCGCCCGAUAUGGCAAAAUCUUCAGAGGAAACAAGGUAAAAAAUGCCAUGUUAGCCGGUGCCAAAGGUAUCAUAUUAUACUCGGACCCGGCGGAUUACUGCGCCGACGGUGUGGAGCCUUACCCCGAGGGAUGGAACCUCCCGGGAGGCGGCGCACAACGGGGCAAUGUCCUGAACCUGAAUGGAGCCGGAGACCCCUUAACCCCCGGCUACCCUGCUAAAGAGUACACUUACAGGUUGAGUCUAGGAAAGGGGGUGGGGCUUCCCAAAAUUCCAGUACAUCCUAUUGGCUACAGUGAUGCUGUUCAUCUGCUGAAGAAUAUGGGCGGAGCCUUUCCGCCCCCUGAUUGGAAAGGAGCUCUGAAUGUGUCGUAUCGCAUCGGACCCGGAUUUGAUGGUGACUUCACACAGAAUAAAGUACGCAUGAACGUGCACAGCUAUAAUCAGGUGACCCGCAUCUAUAAUGUGAUUGGCCGAAUCAGAGGAGCUGAGGAGCCAGAUCGGUAUGUUAUUUUAGGUGGUCAUCGUGAUGCCUGGGUGUUCGGGGGAAUUGAUCCUGUGAGUGGAGCUGCAGCAACACACGAGACUGUCAGAGCAGCUGGAAAACUCCUGCAGAAAGGCUGGCGGCCCAGACGCACUUUGAUCUUUGCUAGUUGGGAUGCUGAAGAGUUCGGCCUGCUGGGAUCCACAGAGUGGGCAGAGGAAAAUGCUAAAAUGCUCCAGCAGAGAGCUGUAGCAUAUAUCAACGCAGACUCCGCUAUUGAGGGCAUGUACACACUGAGAAUAGACUGCACUCCAUCUCUCCAUACACUGGUGUAUGACAUCACAAAACAGGUGAUGAGUCCAGAGGCAGGGGAAGAGGGAAUGACUCUGUAUGACAGCUGGCACAAACGAGACAACUGGACUGAUAAUCGGGACGCACCCCGGAUCAGUAAGCUCGGCUCAGGCAGCGAUUUUGAAGCGUACUUUAUCAGACUGGGAAUUGCAUCUGGGCGAGCAAGAUACACCAAAAACAGAAAGACAGAGCGGUACAGCAGUUAUCCUGUCUACCACAGCGUGUAUGAGACAUUCGAGCUGGUUGAACGUUUCUAUGACCCCACCUUCCGGCGUAUGGAGGCGGUGACACGUGUACGAGGGGGUUUGGCUUUCCGCUUAGCUGACGCCCCUUUACUACCUCUGGACUGUAAGGAGUAUGCGCUCGCUCUCUCUCAGUAUGCACACGCCAUCCUCCAGCUCGCACAGAAACACCCACAGGAGAUGGAGCGCUACGCUGUGACGUUCGAUGCUCUGUUUUCAGCAGUGGACAAUUUCACUUACGCAGCCCAGGAGUUUCAUCAGCGCCUGAACACACUUGACACAACCAAUUCUCUGUCAGUACGGAUGGUCAAUGAUCAGCUGAUGUAUCUGGAGCGGGCUUUUAUUGAUCCUCUCGGCCUCCCUGGUCGACCCUUCUACAGGCACGUGGUGUUCGCUCCCAGCAGCCACAACAAGUAUGCGGGGGAGUCAUUCCCGGGGAUUUAUGACGCUCUGUUUGACAUCGGGAAUGCCGGCGAGCCUGAGCCAGCCUGGAGUGAGGUGAAGAGACAGAUCAGCGUCGCAGCUUUCACAGUCAAUGCCGCCGCCGAUACACUCCGCCCCGUCGCCUGAGCUAAACAUGAUCUUAGCUUACACUAGAUUUUCUCCCAGGAAUAUGACCGGAGAUGCUGUCUGCCCUCUUCUACCCUCACACAUACACACAGGAUAGAGAUAACACCAGGACACAUAAUCACAACCACACCCACUCCAGUUCUGUUCUUUGGAGGAAAAAAGACAUAACAGGAUAUAAUUCACACAGUAAUAAAAGACCUUUGGGGUAUUUUAAAGAGAAUAGUAGAGCAAUACAAACCAAAUCCUCUCAACAAUUAUUCAUCCAGAAAUCUGAGAGACACCAGGAUCCUUCAUACCUAGGAGUCAUCAGAAAUAAAGGAGGACUUUAUUACCUAAAAAAAAUAUAUAUGAUUAAUAAGAUUUGAAUCCCAGUAAUGAA